Arachis duranensis is the source of this 1338-nucleotide messenger RNA. RefSeq lists its product as uncharacterized. The transcript is spliced from 4 exons. Lineage: Eukaryota; Viridiplantae; Streptophyta; Magnoliopsida; Fabales; Fabaceae. The record is from RefSeq and is a predicted model, not a curated record. Gene Ontology annotation, molecular function: protein binding. Bases 100 to 981 code for a protein of 293 amino acids.
UAUAAGUAGAAAUUUGUCUAUAUUAAUACUUUCCCUGAGCAUUGUGUUGAAUACUUUGGGCCUUUGGGGUUUCACUAAUACUUGGCGGGUGGAAGGAGAAUGGAAAAGGAGCAACAAGAAAAAAAGGUUUUAACUUUAACAAGUGGCAAGUUCACAUGGACCAUUAACAACUUCUCUAGUAAGUUCUUCAAUCACUACUACUCCCACACCUUCUUCGUCGGCCCCUAUUCCUGGCAGAUAGCUAUACUUCCAAGUGUCACCAACAAUAUUUUCCGAGGCUUAUUGGUAGAUCGAUUGUAUGGUGUGGACAUUGUUGGAUGGAGAUCUCUUAACUUCAAGCUCUCUUUAGUUGAUCAGCUUCAAGGCAAAUCCACGAUAAUAAAAGAGAGGGAGAAUAUCAAUAUUCAUCGGCUCAACAAAGGAGUUGAAGCUGUUUCCUUCAAAGUACAUUCAGAGCUACUUUUUAACAGCAAAAACGGGCUUCUGUUAAACGACACGGUAAUUGUUGUUGCUGAGAUUUCUGUCAAUGGUUUAGGACUUGAUCAUGAUCAAAAUCACCCAUGUUCAGUUAUGAAGUCCACAGCUUUAUUUUUGGAUUUCAUGGGAUUAUGCAAAAUAGAGAAAGACUAUGUUCAACUACUAGAGAAAUCAUGUUCAAAGUACCCUUCUCUUAUUGAAAGCCAUAGAAAGAGAAAACGGAGCCAAAGGUUCAAUCAACUUUCAUUCACAACAUUAGGGAAACUCUUGCAUUUUCUAAAGACUAAGAAAGUGAAGGACAUGAAGAGUGAUGAUGCUUGUAUGGAGUUACAAGAUUUAUGGGAUGAAGCUGAGAUUAGAUUUGAUGAUUUGAGUUGGUUGGAGCCACAUGUUAAAUCUGCUUUGACCUAUUUUGAGAAUGCAGCCAAAGUGGAAAAGCUUAAGGCUAAUGUGGUUGAUUUGGAUGCUGUUAUAGAUGCUGAUAUAGAUGCUGAACUGAUAUAGAUGCUGAAAGCAGAGGGAACUGAUAUAGAUGCUGUUAUUGAAACAACAAAGAAAGAAUUGGCAAUGGAUGAAGAAGGUUUUCUAGAAAUAGAUUUGGAUGAUCAACUAGGAUAUGAAAUACCCUAAACCCUAAUUAAGAUUAUGAUUAUAUAUAAAAGAUAUUUUUGUAUUUUGCUUAUUAGUUAAAUUUCUAUCAUUCUGUAAACAAAAUUUAGAACACUGAUGUCUCUAGGACUUUAUAAUAAUUCUAUUAUCUAGUAUUCUACUUUUGUCAAUCACUUGCACCUUCCAAAAGUAUAUAGAACAACUUCCAAGAUGUCAAAUUAUCGAUAAUCUACGAUCAUUAUUAUGCAUGAU